Molecule: messenger RNA, 3449 nt
Organism: Pipra filicauda (Wire-tailed manakin)
Lineage: Eukaryota; Metazoa; Chordata; Aves; Passeriformes; Pipridae
Gene: ZNF367
Product: zinc finger protein 367
Exons: 5
Coding region: 109-1110 (333 amino acids)
Biological process (GO): homophilic cell-cell adhesion
Cellular component (GO): cell-cell junction
Molecular function (GO): ionotropic glutamate receptor binding
Source: RefSeq, a predicted model, not a curated record
GGCGGCGGCUGUGGGACGUCCGUGCGGCUGCACGGCCUGGCGCGGGUGGCGGGGCCGUGCCCUCCCUCUCACCGCGCUCCUCUCGCCGCUGCCCGCGAGCGAUCGGUGAUGGCGGAGCGGCUGCCGCCGGGAGCCCCCUCGGUGAUUUUUUGCCAGGACUCGCCGAAGCGCGUCCUGGUCUCCGUUAUCAAAACCACCCCGAUCAAACCCUCCCCGGCGUGGGGCGGGGGCGAGGAGCCGGUGCCCGUCCCGCCGGUCCCCACCAGCCCCGGCUUCAGCGACUUCAUGGUCUACCCGUGGCGCUGGGGCGAGAACGCGCACAACGUGACCCUCAGCCCCGGGGGCGGCGACAGCACUGCCGGCCCCUCGGCGCUGCCGCCGCCCCGCGGGGCCGCGGGCAGAGCCCCCGCCGGGGACGAGGAGCCGGCGGAGAGCGGCGGCCGCCACCGGCACCGCAAGGAUGGGAUCAAACGUGGCCGGCCGAGAGCAGACACCGUCCGAGACCUGAUCAGUGAAGGAGAGCACUCCUCCAGCAGGAUACGCUGCAAUAUCUGCAACAGGGUCUUCCCAAGAGGGAAGUCACUGCAGGCCCACAAGCGCACUCACACGGGUGAAAGGCCCUAUUUAUGUGACUACCCAGAUUGUGGGAAAGCCUUUGUACAGAGUGGGCAGCUCAAAACUCACCAGCGUCUCCACACGGGAGAGAAACCAUUCGUCUGCUCAGAGAAUGGCUGUUUGAGCAGGUUCACACAUGCAAACCGUCACUGCCCAAAACAUCCCUAUGCCCGGCUGAAGAGGGAGGAGCUCACAGACAGGCUGACCAAGAAGCAGACGGCUGACAAUAAAGCUGUGGCUGAGUGGCUAGCAAAAUACUGGGAGACCAGAGAGCAGCGCGCUCUCGCUUUGAAGACCAAAGCGAUGCAGAAAACGGACCAGGAGCAGCAGGACCCGAUGGAGUAUCUCCAGUCUGAUGAGGAGGACGAUGAAGAGAAGAGCAGCUCUCACUCAGCUGCCUGCCUGCGCCGGCUGCAGGAGCAGCGCGAGCGCAUGCACGGAGCGCUGGCUCUCAUCGAGCUGGCAAACUUAGCUGUGGCACCCCUGAGACAGUAGAUGGGAGCAGUCUCUGCCUACACAAAACGUUACCUGCUGGUGUCACUUAACCAGUUAGAUCCCAAGCAUAAGCUAAGCACCUUAUUUGCUUAUCAUAGGCUGCUAUUCUGUAGAAUUUAUGAAGAAUGUUGUUGCCCCCGUAACGCGGGGUGAGAGAAUUGCACUUUUGAUAAGAUAGAAGACAUAUGUAAAGUUUAUAAGUGUUUUGUAAAUAUAGGGUUGACAAAUUUAUGUGUCUUGGGAAGCUAGAUUUUGCAAGGUUAACUCAUUUAUUUGGAGCAGUUUUCACAGGAAGCACUUUCUGAACAAAGUGUUCGCAAUUAGCAGAAUGGUACAUGUGGCCAAAGAAGGCUGACAAAAAGAAAAGCAUUUAUCUGACUAUUUAAGCAAAUUUAUAAAAAGCGAUAGGUCUGGGGAUACUGUUAAACAGCAACAAAACUGUGUUUUUCUAAUGUCAGUAUGUCUUUACCUAGUAUCAUCAAGGUGAAAGGCAAAGGUUAAUCAUCUCAACUUGCAGUGGGAAAGGAACUGCUUCGUGCAGGAAAUCCUAAGGUUGUUCAGUAUCUUCACUGUGACUGCUCAAGGUAUGAGGCUUGACUUUGCUGCUUUACAUUUUCUGAUUUGAUUUCGGCAGAAUCUCUUGGUAGCACUUGUUAUUCCUAACAUGUGACGUUGGGAACUUUUGCACAUUGUUUUGUCUGAAAAUGAUUAGUCUUGCAAAGUCUAGACAAAGUUAAACAAUUGGUAAUAUUUUUUCAGAUUUUUUUGACCCUGUAGUGGUUUGGCACUUGAUUUUGUUGAUAAAGGGGGUAUUUACAGGGUGGUAUGGAUUUCUAGUUAACUAUUCCAGAUCUUCUAUUAGCAAACACUAAGUUUUAAAGUAUUACUUUCAUAUGAUGAUCAGCAGAUAUGAGCCUCCGUACUUUCUGUGCCUAAAGCCACCUUACUGCUUUAUUUCAGGAUAACAUGCCAAUUUUGUGUUCACUAACCAUAGCACAGCUAUCAGUUAAACACUGCAGAAAGUAUUCACUAUACAACUAGAAAAUAGGCUUCCAAAGAUAGUUACAAGUGUGUUAACAGUGGGAUUUCGUAUAUUUCCCAAAUAAAUGAAGUUACAGAAUGCUGCCUAGUACUCAGAUGUUGAUAUAAAAUGUUUAACAGGGUAUCUUGUCACUUUGAGAAUGCUGUAUACUUUUCAGUAGCAUUGUCUCAUGGUGAUCUUUUUCCAUAAUUUUCUUUGAAGGCAGCCAGAGAUUCCUAAUAUUCUAACAAAACUUUGUUUUCAGAUUGGUCUUCUUGUUGUGUGGUUUUGUUGUUGGUUGUUGUUAUGAAGCUACUGCUUAAGGGGAUAUUAAUAAUGUGCAUUUACUGACCUGCUUGCUUUAACUCCUUCCUUUUGUUAGAGGUCAGGAAAUUCAAAUGAGAAGGGAAGCUUCUUUCACUCUCACUUAAACAAGAGGAAGAAAUAAUUUUAUCAAUCACUUGGUAAAGACUGACCAGAUGCAUACAGCUGUUCCAGAAAAGUAGAGUGGUUUUACACCAGGAACUGCAACUAGAGAAAUGUGUUCUCUGAUAACCUGUUGUGUUUGAAAAUCUCAUUAACCCAGUUCGUUUAAAUCUUGUAUUGAUGCACUUAGCUAAAGAGUAAUUGAAUAAUUAAAAUAAAAAUCACUUGCAUUGAAUGUAAAUGAUUUUGCACCAGUGAUACGGUUUAAUUUUUGCUUCAGCUUCUGAAAAAAAUAGAAAACACUAGUCAUACUAGGCUUCUUAGCCUAUGUAAAACUGGUAAUUCACGUGUGUAGGUUUUGAGUUUCUCAAAAAAAUUACAUGCUGUUGACUGUUAAUCUGGCUUCAUGCAAAUAAUCUGAUCCCAAAAUGAGCCCUGGACUUAAAUCCGUUGUAGUUCUGAGUCAUAACUGAGAAUUGCUCCUGAGUAGUGUUUCAAAGGGCAGGAGACUCUGUAAUUACCAGCCAGUUGCAGACUGGUGUUGUAACUUCAUUAGGAUUUUUUUUUUUCCCUAGUCAGCUGUAAUGCUUUGGGCAACUUGCAGGAUAUUUCCUCAAAAAUGACAAGUACACUGAAUUGUAGUAGACAAAAUUCAGACAGCUGAAGCAGUUCUGGAUCAUGACAAGUUUUGGGUAAAAUACCAAGUAAAAGAAAAACCCAGUGUGUGUAAGACUGCUUUUUGUUUUAUUAAGUGAUUACAUACAAGGAGUCAUGAAAGUGUUCAGUGCUUUGAAAGAUUAAGUUGUAGUUUGGCAUGAGUUAAAGGCAGAAGAGUUGAUGUGCUGUCAUUCUAAUAGAUGCUUUGAAUAAAAACUUUAAUUUUCAGGUUUAA